Kazachstania africana CBS 2517 is the source of this 1305-nucleotide messenger RNA. It is a transcript of the gene ACK1, whose product is annotated as Ack1p. Lineage: Eukaryota; Fungi; Ascomycota; Saccharomycetes; Saccharomycetales; Saccharomycetaceae. Gene Ontology annotation, molecular function: protein binding. The record is from RefSeq and is a predicted model, not a curated record. Bases 1 to 1305 code for a protein of 434 amino acids. The transcript has a single exon.
AUGAAUUCGUUGGAAGAACGCUACAAUAGACAUAUUAAGAUGGAACCGUUGGAAAAUAUGAUGGACAAUUUGACGGUGGAUGAACCCUUGGAGGAAGAUGAGUUUGUCAUACAGUAUAGACAGCUGUAUAAUGAGGUUAUCAAGGAAUUACCGACUUUUGAUCCGGAUCUACAGUUGAAAUGGUUCAAACAAUUGAUUAUAAAAUCUCAGGAUUUGAAAUUUAUUAAAAAUUAUAACAUUAAUUGUGAGAGAUUGUCAAGAGAAUUGACUGACGAACGUGAUAUAGACUCCAAUAGGAAAGUCAUAUUGGAAUACGCAUUUAAGCUACUUUCCAAGUUGGCGAAUAUGAAGUUUCCUGAGGCAAUACAUCUUCUGGGUUGCUUCUAUUCACAUAGUUUGCCAGAAAAUUUCCCUGUAAAAGUUGAUUUUAACACAAUAAAUCAAGUUAUAAGAAAAGAUGAUUCGAUGGCAUUACGAUACUACAUCGAAGGUGCCAAAUUAGGUCAUCCAGACUGUGCAUUCCGUUCAGGUAUAAGUUUUGAAUUUAGAAAGGGUAUACCGAACGAUGUUAUCGAUCAUUUGGCAGAGGCAUUCGCCUAUUACAAGAUCGGUGCGAUAAAUUGUAACAAUAGUGAUUGUAUGUUUAAAUUAGGUAUAUUUUAUACUUACGAAGUUGUGAAGGGGAAAUGGAAUCUCAAAUUAGGUAUAAAUUGGUUAUUAAUGUCCAUAAAAUUUGGUAAUUCCAGUCAAGCAUGUUAUGAAUUGGGUAAAUUGUACGAAUUUGAUUAUUUGAUACCUAGUUUGAAAGAUAAAAUUAUUGCCGAAUUUGAUGGUGAUAUUUCCAAAUUUAAAGAUAAUGAGAAGGCAUUGACAUACUAUCAUAAAUGUGCUACAUUGUAUGACUAUUCCCUAGCACAAUGGAAACUGGGUCAUUGUUAUGAAAUGGGUGAAUUGGGAUUACCCGUGAAUGCAUCCAAGUCCCUAGCAUGGUACAUCAAAUCUGUUACUCCAAGUACUGACCGUAAGAAACAACCUAAUGUCAUAGGGAUGUUGGGAAUUAGUGGGUGGUAUUUGACUGGGAUACCGAAUGUUUUGCAACCCAAUGAUACUGAAUCAUUCAAGUGGAUUCAUAGAAGCUGUCAUGCAAAUAAUAAGACAAAAUUUCCAAGAAAUGAAUUAAUACUUGGUUACUACUAUCUUAAUGGGAUUGGAUGUGAAACCGAUUUAAAUUUGGCCAAGAUUCAUUUAACAAAUAGUGCGAAUUCAGGUAAUAAUAAAGCUAUCGAAUUACUUCAUAGUAUGUAG